AUGGUAGUCCGCAUCCGACUGGCGCGCUUCGGCCGCACCAAUGCGCCGUUCUACAACAUCGUCGUUUCACAUGCAAGGACCGCGAGGAACAGCAGACCGCUCGAGGUGAUCGGCACCUACGACCCGAUCCCGAAGAAGGACACGUACGACGAGUCCGGGAGGCUGCACAAGGACGUCAAGCUGGACGUGCUGAGGGCCAAGUACUGGAUAGGCGUGGGGGCACAGCCGUCCGAUACGGUCUGGAGGCUAUUGUCCAUGGUUGGCAUUUUGGAGCCGAAGCAACGCCCUGACCAGCAACGCCAACCACCCCCGACUCUUUCUCCCCCGGCCGAAGCGAGCGAGGGCGGGGCGUCGACAUGA
This is a messenger RNA of Phialemonium atrogriseum, 360 nucleotides long. Its product is annotated as ribosomal protein S16 domain-containing protein. Gene Ontology annotation, molecular function: structural constituent of ribosome. The record is from RefSeq and is a predicted model, not a curated record. Gene Ontology annotation, cellular component: ribosome; mitochondrial small ribosomal subunit. Bases 1 to 360 code for a protein of 119 amino acids. NCBI's taxonomy places the organism in Eukaryota, Fungi, Ascomycota, Sordariomycetes, Cephalothecales, Cephalothecaceae. Gene Ontology annotation, biological process: mitochondrial translation. The transcript has 3 exons.